AUGGCCAUUAGCAAAACACAGCGGAAGCAGCUCCAAGCUACAGCAGAUGCAUUCAAUACACACUUUUCCAAAGCUUACGGAGCUGAACGUUGGGAGCACCUACGUGCACGACUUGUUGAACCCACAGAACAUGCUGCUUUGAUUAAUGCCUAUGUGCCAUCAGCUGAGAUCGAUCGAGCUUUGCUUGCUGAUGCACCCGAGCCCAAUAUGUACGAACUGCUGCGGCUUCCACCCGUGCCCACCUCUGCGUCAUCAGCCAAGAACCAAGUACCCACGCGACUUUUGUGUUUGAAGCGACGCACAGACCACUCACAAGCAUACCACAGCGGACGUCCGUUCCCCCCACCACGUCCUGCGGCCGCGUCAGAUCCACAGCAACGCUUAUACACUCACUGGAACUUGGACGGUGCAUCCGUCCUAGCUGCGCAGUGCUUGGAUGUCCAACCAGGACAUGCGGUGCUAGACCUGUGCGCCGCACCGGGUGGAAAAAGCAUUACAUUAGCACAAAAGCUUUGGCCUGAGCUGUAUGCAGACCACCCGAGUCGCACAUCGACGACGCAUGCAUCAAUCUUACAUUCCAACGAAGUUGAUCCAGCGCGGUUGCGGCGACUUUAUGCGAACUUGAAAAGUUACUUGCCAAAUACACUAAUGGACCAAGGACUUGUUGAGAUCUCGCGCAUCGAUGCGACAUCGCCUCGGGCCGUGCAGUUAUUUCCUCUUGGUGAAGAGGGCUAUGACCGUAUCCUUCUUGAUGCGCCAUGCUCUUCAGAACGGCAUAUAUUGCAUGCCUACAUGCGGGCACAGCAAUCUGGGACUGCUGCACCUGAGAUGCUCGCAUGGAAACCGACCAUGUCGCGAAGCAUGUCGAAGACGCAACUUGCCCUACUGCGUACGGCAUGGGCCGCACUGCGCCCAGGCGGAAGACUCGUCUAUGCUACAUGCUCUCUGAGUGAGCAAGAAAAUGACCAUGUCGUUCGAGCAUUUCUGACAUCUACACCCGAAGCGCACGUCCUAAGAACAGACAGUUUAGUUCACUUUUGCCAGCAAACUGAGUAUGGGUAUUUUGCAUUGCCUGACUACGUGAUCCCAGGGACCGAGCAGAGAUCUCCUUGGGGUCCCUUGUACUUUUGCAUGCUCGAAAAGCCAUAA
Molecule: messenger RNA, 1149 nt
Organism: Malassezia globosa CBS 7966
Lineage: Eukaryota; Fungi; Basidiomycota; Malasseziomycetes; Malasseziales; Malasseziaceae
Exons: 1
Coding region: 1-1149 (382 amino acids)
Biological process (GO): rRNA methylation
Cellular component (GO): mitochondrial large ribosomal subunit
Molecular function (GO): RNA methyltransferase activity
Source: RefSeq, a predicted model, not a curated record